AUGAGCGGGCGGGUGUUAGAAGUGUUCCGAGGGCUGCCGCUGCUGCCGCUGAGCCAUGAGAUAGUAGCGCGGUGCUGGGACCGGAUGGUCCGGCAGCGCGACGUGUACUACCAGUUUGCAGUGCAUGUGAGCCACUGCCAUGAGCGGCUGAGCACGCGCAACCUGCUGAGGCUUGUGACGCAUGUGCACCACGUUUUAGCGCCGAUGAACGAGCUACCCGCGCACCUGCGGCAGUACCAGUCUGAGUACCACGCGCUGGUGGCCAGCUGGCCUACUGUCACUGAGCGGCAGAUCCUGGACGCGAUGGAGCUGGGCAAGGGGAUGGCGGUACGAAUCCCACACAACAAGACGCUGAGGCAGAUGUUCGAGCAGCAUGAGUGGCUCGUGCAGCAGCGGCUGCUUGACGAUAAGCGCCUGAAGAGACGGCGGCUACUGCGGUGCGAAGUGCAGAUGGCAACACCCACCACCAAUGGCAGCACCAACGGCAACACCAACGGCAGCGAGAUCUCGUUCCGGCAGUGUCCGUUGACAAUCCGGGAGCUGACGCCGCUGGGAGCGCUGGAGUCAGAGGCGAAGUUCAAGAACAGAGUGCGCAGCGACGUGCACUCGCUGUGGCGGCUGCUGGCGGUGCAACACCCGCCGCUGUCCCGACCCCACGCCGACGAACUGGUCCGGACACUGAAGCGCACUCUAGGCACAUCUAGGACAGACAGAUCCAUUGCGCGCGCGUACCUGCAGCUACUGCAGAGAGCGUACACCUAUACGUACACGUACACAGACACAGAAGCAGAAGCACAGCUGCAGUACAGCCGGGUAUCGCAGCUAGUAUCGCACUAG
Nakaseomyces glabratus is the source of this 837-nucleotide messenger RNA. It is a transcript of the gene GEP5, whose product is annotated as Gep5p. NCBI's taxonomy places the organism in Eukaryota, Fungi, Ascomycota, Saccharomycetes, Saccharomycetales, Saccharomycetaceae. The record is from RefSeq and is a predicted model, not a curated record.